Molecule: messenger RNA, 15522 nt
Organism: Melanotaenia boesemani (Boeseman's rainbowfish)
Lineage: Eukaryota; Metazoa; Chordata; Actinopteri; Atheriniformes; Melanotaeniidae
Gene: hydin
Product: HYDIN axonemal central pair apparatus protein
Biological process (GO): axonemal central apparatus assembly; cilium movement
Cellular component (GO): axoneme
Source: RefSeq, a predicted model, not a curated record
CUACAAGCCACAACGAAAUGGACUCAGAAGCUUGUCCCAGCGUUUCUUGACAACAGAACAGUGAUAAUUUUGCUUCAAUGCAAUCAGAAUGAGAGCCAGUCAGGUUCACAAGACAGCUCUGCUUUGCAGAAAUAAACUUGUUGUGAAGGAAAACAAACAGAAAAGGGUGACCCCAUCAGUUUUCACCCAGGAGAUGCUGCAGUCCACAGACGAGCGUCUCAGUAAUACCAUUGAGGUGCACCCGCCUCACAUCCUGGAGCAGCGCCACAUGAGCAACACCGCGCAUCACAAAUUGUCGUCUGUACAAAGGGACCAGCCACUUUUUCAGCCUUACCCAUCUGAGCUGAUCUUCCAGAACUUUCCUUCCCUCACAGACCUACAAGUUACUUUGCUUCUUCUCAACAAUGACAAGGUGCGUUAAUGAUACAAGUUGAAACUUGAACAGCAGGAUUCAGAGCAGUUUCAUGUGGGUGGUCCAGAGGAGGCUGUUAGCAAGGUUGCACCUGGAAUGUUUACCACUUUUACAGUAAUUUUCACACCACAGGAGAACAAGGACUACAACCAUAGACUGGUUUGUGUGACAGAGAGAGAGGCGUUUGAUCCAAUUCAUGCCAUUGGACCACGCGCCAUUUUGACUCUUCGGGAUGAGAUUUUUCUACCCCUCUGUGCUGUGAAAUCUUCCACAAGAAAACUCACCCUUGUCCGAAACAUAGGGAAAAGCAAAGCCAAGUUCAAGUUACAUACAAAGAGGCCUUCUUUCUCUGUGACCCCAUCCUCUGGGACCCUUGACGUGGGUGAGAGCAUGCAAGUGACUGUGGAUUUCCAACCAAUGAGUAUAGGAGACCAUCAGCAAGACCUGGUUUUGCACCAUCAUACCGGUGAUGAUGUGUAUAUCAGCUUGUAUGGAUCUAGUGAAGAACUCAACAUCCAUCUUGAACCUGACUAUAUGUUGCUGAAGAAGACUUAUGUCACACUGGCCAAUGUUCAUAUUGUCUCCCUCACCAAUAGAAGUGAUAUUCCUCUUAAGUACUGUUGGACAGUAUGGCCUAGCCAGCAAGAAGAGGAUCAGAGCUUAUUGAGAGAGAGCUCAGUUAUCCAGCAGGGGGAGGAGGAGCAGAAGAAGGGGCAGUGGCGUUUUCAAUGUGAGCAUGACCCCACAGUGAUCCAUUACCCCCCACUGCUGUCCAGAUCCCAGCAGGAGUGCAAGCCAUCAAAAGACUACCUCUCACUCAGCUCCAUAACUUUGGAGCCAGAGGAGGGUGAGAUAUGGCCAAACACCACAGCUAAGUUCCAGCAUCGUUUUAAGCCUGAUGAGGCUAACUUUACGCAAUAUAAUAUAUACUGUGAUGUCACAGGCCGUGAGUCGAGGUUACCUCUCACAAUCAAGGGUGAAGGCCUGGGACCUCAACUAGAGCUCAACUAUCAACUAAUGGACAUGAAAAAUGUUUUUAUAGGUGACAAAGAUAUUUAUGAGGUGCAGAUGUCGAACAAAGGCCUGAUUGAUGCCCCUUUCAGGUUUUCAAGCCCUGACACCACAUUUGGCCACUGUUUCUCCUUCAGUCCUGAGGAAGGUGUUGUUCCCCCUGGGGGCUGCCAGAUUGUGGAAGUCACCUUUCACAGUUGUAUUUUAGGAACUUUCUCUGAGGACUUGCUACUAACUGUCACAGGACAGCCUCAACCCCUUACCUUGACCUUCAGGGGGUGUGUUAUUGGUCCCACAUUCCACUUCAAUGUCUGUGGACUUGAUUUUGGAGAUGUAGCCUUUGGUUUCUCAUCUACAUCGAUUUGUACCCUCUUUAACACAUCCUAUGUGCCUAUGACUUUUGCUCUGCGUAUCCUUGGUGAUGGGCUGGGGUCUCCGAGUGUUAGCAGUGCGGAACAGGUGUCUGAUUUGUCACGGAAGAACUGGCAAGGGCAUGCUUUUCGAGACCUGCACACACGGCCUGUGGAGUUCACUAUCAGUCCGGCUGUUGGUUCUGUGCGUGCAAUGUCUGAUGAGACAAUUAAGGUGACACUUUGUUCCAACACAGUUGGGAGAUACAGGUUGGCAAUGGUGGUGGAUGUUGAAGGUGUUGGAGAGGAAAUUAUGACUCUGCCUAUCAAUGCCAGAUGUGUUGUACCGAAGAUUAUGGUGGAGCCUCCAGUUCUAAACUUCCAAAGGUGUUUCCUUGGUCACACCUAUGAACAUCAAGUGCUCCUGACCAACCCCAGCAAUCUGCCUGCCUGCUAUGGCUUGCUUGCUGAGGAAAGUGAGCAGAGUCCAUCACUGGUUUUUGGGAGUUCUGUGCCCAGAGGAGUUCUUCUUCCAGGAAGUUCAGUGGAGCUUCCUGUGUCUUUGGUGGCUAAUGCUGUUGGGAGGCUCCAACACAAUCUACAUAUUGCAGUAUUUGGCAGCCCUCAGCAACCCUUGGAGGUGAUCCUGUCAUGCUUUGGGCAGGGGCCUGUAGUUCAUGUUCAGAACACACAACUGAACUUUGGCCAAAUUCCAGUUUUGAUGGACAUUUCUAGAGCCCUGCACCUGAUCAACCAAUCACCCAUUCCAGCCCACUUUACCACAUGCAUGGUACAAACAUCAACACUUACACAACACCAAACCCCUAUCACAACUAAAGGCCCAUUUAUGAUCCCUUAUGUGCACUCCACCCACUCCUUUACGGUGAUCACCCAUAUAUCGACCCACUCCCAGUUCAUGUUGCAUCAGCUCUCUUGUCUUGAGAAAAGCCAUAGACGUUCUUCUUGGCGAGUUGAGCCCAGAGAGGGAAAAAUACCACCAGAGAGCCAGCUGGAGCUAAAGGUGGUGGCUCGCCUCAAGGACACACUUCACUUCCAGGACGAGCUGGCAGUAUCCAUACAGGACAGUCAAACACACACUGUUUCUCUGUCAGCCAUAGGCACUGGCACAACAAUUGUCAGUGAUAGGCCUUUUGGGCCCAGCCUUGACUUAGGCACACACUUCAGCCACAGUUCAUGCCAUUACUGCUUCAGACUGACCAACCAUGGCAAACGGAUACACCGGUUAUACUGGAAGAUUGAUGGCUUUCUGUCCUCCACAACAAAACGUAAAGGGGGCAGCUUGUCUGGAAGAACCGUUCUACCCCCCAUUUCCACUUCCAGGCAAAAAGAUAUUUUAAGGCGUGGAUCUUUACCCCCCUCCAGCAGAGAGAAGCCUGUGUUCUCCCUAAGUCCAUCUCGGGCCGAGCUUCCACCAGGCUCAUCUGUUGACAUGGUGCUGACAGUAUCUUCUGACUCUCCUGAGGUUGUACAUGAGCAUCUUGUGUGCCAUGGCAUUAUUGGCCCCCAGGGUUGCCAAGAGACCAUCAUGUCAGUAGAUGUGACUUGUCGGUUUGUGACUCCAGUGCUCAGUAUUUCCUCAAAGCAGCUAAACUUCUACAUAGAGAAGGUCAAAGGGGAGAGUCUGCUGCCCCAAUAUGAGAAGUUGAUAUUAAAGAAUGAGUCAUCUCUGUCUUUAUCCAUGGAGCUGUCUCUUGUGGAGCCUUUCUUUGUGUGUGAGGCCCCUGGUGACCACAGCUCAGCCACAACUAAGUCUAUUGUUUUAGGUGACAGAAUGAAGGCUGAGUUGUGGGUUUGCUUUGAUGCAGCGUUCUAUCAGGAUCGGGUGUCACGAAUUGUGGAUGAGCCUCUUGAAAUCCGUUACUUGGGACACACACAAAAAGACCUUGUGGAGCUGCAUGCUGAGGUCUACUACCCAAACCUCCACUUCUCCUCCUCCAUGGUGAACUUUGGCUGUGUGUCCAACAACACAGAGACUCAGAAAGUUAUCACAAUCACCAACUGCUCCCCGCUGCCUGUGUUCUACCGUUGGUCUUUUCUGGUCGACCACAAACACACUGAUAUCAGAGACACAACGAUUGUAGAAAUAGAGAAGGACCAGAUGAAUCUGGAGAGUCACACUAAAGAAUGGGCACGUCCCUCCUCAGCGCUCUCUCCUGCCUUUUCACUUCCUCCCAGCCUGAGGUCCAAUGCAAAUGAGCAAAGCUGCUUGCCAUCCCUGGUGCAUAUGGAGGAGGUAUUUGAUAUCUGGCCAAUAUACGGUCUUCUACAACCAGGUGACCAGCAGCUCGUCACAUUCUUGUUCUUCGGUCAUGAAAAUGUCAGCAGAGAGGUGGUCGCACAAUGCUACGUGGAAGAAGGCCCUUUAUAUGAAAUCAAGCUGAAAGGGGAAGCUUCAGUAAUCAGUUAUAGCCUUGAAUCAACCCAUCUUGACUUCGGACUGCAGCUUUUUUAUAGUGUAAAAGAAGUUGCGGUAACUCUGAGAAACACUGGCAAGGUGGGCUUCAAAUUCAGCAUUUUAUACCCUCAAAGAGAGGAGGAGAAGCUUGGGGAAGAAGAAGGGGUACAGAUCAUGGCCUUGGAAAAGAAUGGACAGCUUCCAGAUGCACAGCAACAGGGAGUCAAUGAAAAACAUGAGGAGGGACAGAAUAUCAGACCUGGAUGGCCCAUGGUAAUCCCAGCUGUGGGUUACAUUGAUGCUGGUUCAGAGCAAUGUCUGCGUGUACUUUACCUGCCGGGUAUCCCUGAGGUGUUUGAGAAGCACUUCCAACUGCAGGUGGCUUUCCUACCAGUGCAGGAGAUCACACUGGCUGGGGUGGGAGUGUUCCCAAGAAUCAGCCUGAAUUUGCCACGAGACUUGGCAGAAGAUUGCCACAGUGAUAUGGUUCAACAGGCCAAAGCAGCUGUGGAGGCAGAUAGAGUCAAAGAGGAGCUUAUGGACGAUAUCACUAUUGAUGGACGGACAACAGAGGCUACCUGCUUACUCACGUAUGCAGAGUUGCUUCACAUGGAGAUUGAGAGACUGUUGGUCAAAGAAAAUGCACUUGCUGUGUCUGGUAGCCUGCUGGAACAAAGUGACUCACAGUGGCACAAACUAAGCAAGUUUGAGCUCCCAGAGUAUGUUUUGGAUUUUGGUUUUGUCAUUCCUGGCAAAGUUAGCAGUAAGACUGUAAAUGUCAUCAAUAGUGGAUCAAUACCUGUGUCCUUCCAUGCCAACUGCAAACAUCUAGUGGGCACAGGUUUCACAGUGGAAUUGGAAAAAGUGAAGAACCUGCCAUGUGGUGAGACUCAGCCUUUGUUAAUUAAAUUUGAUCCUCGAGGAGACAACCUGAAGAUGGGGGACACAAGCAUUGUACUGCCAGUACAGGUUGCAGGUGGUCCGGUGGUUCAGGUCCGGCUGUGUGCAGUGGUUACCAUGCCGGUUAUCACUGUCUCUACGGAUACAGUGGAGUUUGACAAAGUGCAGUGUGGCAUGUGUCAGAUAAAGACAAUACAGCUGCUGAACCAUGGGUCUGUGCCUUGUUACUGGAGCAUAGCCGAGGAGGUGAAGCCUUUUAAAAAGGUUGAUAAGUUCAUUCCUAUGUACGAGCGUAAAAAGCUCUUACAGGACCAGCAGUCCCCUGCAGCAGUGUUUGAGAUGGUUCCCUGUUCUGGUGUGCUGUUCCCUGGUGAGCGAGUCAAUGUCCACAUCAAGUUCAGCCCUGAUAAGGAGUGUGCAUACAACAGACAGCUGGAGGUCUGUGUGGCUGACAACACUCAGAAGGUGUUUAUUACAGCUCAGGGUCAUGGUGAAGAACCACAACUGGAGUUCUGCUCAUCUGUACUGGUGCUGGGACCCUGUUUACCUCUUAGCACUGCGACUGAAGCUAAAGUCACAGUCAAAAACCCAUGCUCCUUCCCCAUCGAGUUCUACUCUCUGGAGUUUGACACACAGUACCUCGAAGAAGACAAGAUCCUUCGUCUGAUUCAGGGAUAUGAUGACAACAACAUGUUGCUGCUUCCUCCACGAGUACCUGGAGAGGGUCUACCCACAGAGCUGUUGGACUACUACAAGGACUCCUUUUCCAAGCAGAAAGAUGAUGAACUAAAUGUAGGCUUGGAUAAUAGUGAAGUUAAAAAAGGUGACGCUCAAGAAGAAGACAAGAAGUCAAACCAAAAUGAUGCCAACAUCAAGAUUAGUACAAAAAGUGUGAAACAAGCUGAAUUUGUUUCAGAGUUGACUAAAGAGGCAUUCAGUGGGAGACUGGGAGAGUUAGAGAUGACUCCUGUCUUCAAAGUGAUUGCCCGCCAUAUGGGAGUUGACCUUUCACCAGAGGGACUGGCUGCACGCAAUGGCAGAGGCAUCGCUAUCAUUGUAUAUGGAGCACCUCUGACAGAUAAGAGCAGCACAGCAGCAUCUCUGGCAUGUCAUUAUGGGGCAGCGUGCCUGAAUAUUGAUGCUGUGGUAACAGAUGUGCUUCAAAAUGGUUCUUCACCUGUUAGCCUGUCAGCAAAACAACUCUAUCAUUCUGCAGCUGCAGAAUAUGCUCAGAAAAGAGCUGCAGAAACUGCUCAGACAGGUGAAGAUACCACAGAUCGAGGACCUGCAGCACCACUUAAAGGUUUGGAUCCAAAUUUAGUUCCUGCUUCAGUCGAUUCUGUGGAAGUUCCUGCAAAACACGAGACCACCGGCAGGGAGAAAUCUAAUCUGGAGACGGAAAACCAACACAACCGCUGCCUGGGAGAUGUCCCUACACUCUGCAGUCUCCUGCCUGAACCGCUUCUUGUUGAUAUUCUGGCUGAAAGAUUUCAGUUAAGUGAUUGUCACCGUGGAGUAGUGAUUGAUGAUCUGGAGUCAGUUUAUACUCCGUUUGCAUCGAAUACACUACAAGUUGUUCUCAAGGCACUUAGGAACCGCAAACACAUCUAUGUAGUCAACUUAUCUGACUCAUAUACAGCCCUGAAAGCACGGAAAAGGGUGCAAAGAGAAGCUAAAGAGGCUCUGCAGAGGGAGGCAGCUGAUAGGGAGAAGAUGUGGCUGCAGGAUCUGGAUGACAGUGGAUAUGACACUCUGUCAGCAGAGGAGAAGGCGCAUGUAAUCCAGUGGCACUUAGAGACCUGCAGACAGCAAAAACUCAGGGAACUUGAGCAGAUGGAGAAAGAGCAGGAACAAAAGAGACAAGAGGAGGAGGAGGCAAAUAAGUUGAAAGAAGACUUAAAGAAGAAGAAUAAAAAGGGAGGAAAGAAAGAUACUAAAGAACCAUCAAAGAAGGAAAACUUACUGGAGGGAAAGCAGACAACACAGAAUUUUCAGAAAAUAUCUGUCUGUAGCAACUCCAAAGAGUUGCAUAUGGAUUCAAGAGAACCACAUAAUUUAAAUGAAGUGCAUCAUGGCAACAAGGCUGAUAAUUCACAGGACCAGUCAGAAGAAUCCAAAGCAUUAACUACAGAACCUCUUGAAUCCACAGAUAAACUAGACAAGGAAAAGUGCAUUGUGGAUGAACUACAGACUAAGUUCAAUGAAUAUAAGGAGAUCCAGGUCCAGGUGGAGCAUAUCCUACAGCAAUGGGACCGGGUCCACGGAAUACUGCUGGUCCCUUUCCCCAGUGAAGAAACCUCUGAUGAUGCUUCUGCAGAGCAACAGUUCCCUGCUGUAAAGAAGAAUAAGAAAGGCAAUAGCAAGACCUUUUCUCCAUUGCCCAGUGAGACAGCAGCAUCAGUCGAAACCAUCCACAAGGCAGGAGACAAUGUUUCUCCACCAGAUAUCAUCCCCCACAUUGUCUUAAAUCAAACAGAGAAAGAUAAUGGGAGUCUCACAGUGCUGCUCAGUGACAGCUCCCUACCUCCACUGGAUGAGGUGUUAGAUGACUUGGGGUUGGGACCUAGUGGCCCACCAAUCCCUCCUCCCAUUAGCUUCUCUGUUGUUUCUUUUCCCACACCUAGAGUACAAGCUAAUGCUCAACAGACUUGUUUCACCUUCCUUGUUCCUUCAGGACUGGACAAGGAUAUGGAUAAGGAAAAUAAAGAUUUAGAGAAAGACACACAAGAAUCGUUUUCAAAGGAAUCGGUGUUGAUGCCCUCUAAAAGUCACAGCAAGGAAAGGAGUAAGGAAAGUUCAGUGUCAAAAGACAAGGAGAAAAAAGGUAAAGAAAGUCAUAAAGGCAAGAUAAGAACUCCCAGGAAGACAGAAAAAAAGAUCGCAGAUGAGCCCCUCACUCCUUUACACACUACCUCCACCUCUGAUGUCACUGACCAAGACCACCAUCAAGGAAACUUAGAAGUGAAACGCAGCCAAAGGCAAGGAACACUAACACACAAUCAUUCUACAAACUUAUUUAGUAUCUUUUUUUGUUGUUUGACUUACUUUUGUCUGCUUUUAAUUGUGUGUAGCCUGACCACAUUUCGCUGGGUUGUGCCGGCCAAUGGUGAGGUAGUUCUGAAGAUCUGGUUCUAUUCAGAAUCACCUGGAGAGUUUGAACAAGUCUUCAACUUUGAGCUAGCAGGGACCAGGAAACUCUACCAACUCACCUGCAGAGGGAUUUGCACCUAUCCUUCAAUCUGUAAAGACUACAGGACUCUUUUUGCUCACAGUAAGAAGGUGACACAAAUGAAGGAAAGACCCCAGAAAUCCUAUGUGAUCAAAACAGAAUACUUUGAGUUUGGACCUUUAAUUUGCAGCAAGACCAGAGACAGGUACAAGGAAAGUAGGUAUCCAGAGAACACAGAGAAGCUGGUGAUUCAUAACAACUCAGGUCUGGAGGCAGAGGUCCAGUUUAGUUUCCGGCAUGACACCCAGGCCACUACAUACCUGCUGGACCCCCCAACCAUGACCCUCAGUCCUGACCAAAAACAGGAGCUGACAUUGUGGGCCUACCCAACAAAACAGGGACAAAUAAAGGACUGUGUUAUUUGCCACAUCAAGAACAAUCCUGAGCCUGUGAUCAUUAACCUGUCAUGCUGGGGUGUCCGACCAGAGAUAGAGCUGGAAAGCAGGCAUUUGAACUUUGGCAGGGUUCUGUUGCACAGGAGGGACAGUCGUAGUGUGACAAUGCAUAAUAAGACAGCUCUGCCAGUAUCCUGGAGACUACAGGGUGUGGAGGACCUGGGUGAUGAGUUUGUGGUGCCAAAAGAUCAGGACAUCAUUCCACCGUACUCCUCAUUUCUUUUCAGCAUUAUCUUCAGGCCCACAAAACCAGUCCAUGUAAAGAAGAUCUUACGUCUCGAGGUUUCUGACGUGGAGAAGAUUCUUGGAAUUGUGCAAACUGAAACUAUACAGGUUGUUGCUGAAGCCUAUGAUAUAGACCUGGAAAUCACACCAGAUUACAGUCUGAACUUUGGAAGCAUUAAAGUUUUUGAAGAGGCCAAACUUUCUCUCAAACUGAAAAACAAAGGAAAAUAUGAUUUGGCCUUCAAGUUUUCUUUUAAACAGACUGAUCCGCCUCUGCCAAACCUAGACUCCAUUUUCAUGGUGUCGCCACAGAGUGGAUCUCUACUACCCCAAGAGAAGCCCGCAGUAGUUUCCAUCAUCUGCAGACCUGACAAGGAAGUUACAAUUAAAGAGCAACCCAUCCUUUCUUGCCAGGUGGUUGAACCCAGCAUUGGGAAAGGAGGAGAAACCAUAGGCACUUUAAACAUCAAGGUUUCAGUCCAGUCUCUGUUCUCCAGAUACAAGAUCACACCUGCAUAUGACAUCAACUUUGGUCCACUGGUCUGUGGCUGCAAGAAAAGCGAGAGCCUCACCAUCGAAAACACAGGACUUUUUGAGCUGUGUUUUGACAUCAGUUGCAUGAACACAGAUCAUACACUCCUAGCGAGACCAGGGGGUCCAGGUAAGACGGCACCCAAAGAAAACCUUUCUGCAAAGCCCAGUUGUAAUAGUCUCAAAGCCAGACGAGAGACCUUUCAGAGGACGUCCAGUACUCAGCAGAAUCGCCUCACCAUCGGUGUGUUCUCAGUGUUUCCCUGUACUGGAAGCUUGCAGCCAGGCUCUCGGCAGCUGGUGACCGUGGACUGUGUAGCUGAGCAGCUCGGCAUCUGGAACAAGAGUUUGCUUAUUGAUCUCAGUGGAUGCAACCCAUCAGAUCACCCUGACGGCAUACCAUACAGAUUGCUGGCUGAGGUGUGCAAACCAGGCAUAGUGUUAGACAUGGCCUCCAUCUUUGAGGAGCACCAUCUGUGCCACAACAGCAGCCAACUCUCCUCUGAGCAAUUUUAUCAUGCUGAAAGCAUUUAUGUCCUGGAUGAGAACAAAUUUAUUUUUAAUAAAGUCCUGGUUGGGCGAACUGCUCAGGCCCGCUUCAGACUCACCAACAAGAACAAGGUCCCAUGUGUUCUAAACUUUGCUAUCAGAUAUGUUGGGGCCAAGACAUCUCGAACCGUGGAGGUGUUUGCAUUGUCUGCAACAACACUAAACAUAUCCAGCCAGUCGCAUGCUUUUGCCAUAGUUACCUUCACACCUCAGACAAUCCAGCAGUAUAGUGCUGUGUUUGAAGCCACAAUGGAAGGGCUCGACAGAAUGACGCCAACAUUUAAGAACAAAGUGCUGGAGUUUGACUUAGUAGGAGAGGGCACUCUGCCUAGUGUAUGUGUGGUGCGUCCAGCUCUGAGAAGCAGUGAAGGAAGCCCAGUGCUGAUGUUUAGACGAGUUUUGGUAGGGCGGCAAUAUACUCUACCACUGGUGCUGCUAAAUGAUGGAAAUGUUCCAGCUCAGGUCCAGAUUGACAUGUUGGAUAAACAUGGAGUCUUUGCCCUCAAAGGUGCUCCUGGCAACAUCUGCAGCUCAAUCCACUCCACACAGUUGAAGAACCCCGCUACCUCAGAGCAUCAGCUGGUGCACAGAGCCACUGUCACACUAAAUGUUAAUGAGCUGGGGCAAUUUGAAGUCGUCUUCUGCUCUGACAAACCUCUGAGUGUUAAGGCAAAUAUUUCGGUGCAAGUGAAGGACAACCAGUACAGCAAUUCCACCAUACAAGUGACAGGAGAGGCUUACCAAAAAAUCAUCACUCUGAAUAAAAUCAGCAGGUCAUUGCUGGAGGUGGAUCAAGAAGAUGAAAGAGAAGGUAAUUAUGAGGUCCUGCAUUUUGGUGACUGUCAUGUCCGCUGCCCAUACCAAGAGAGUUUCACCAUGACCAACCACAGUAGCAACCAGGUGGUGAGGUUUGAGUGGCCUUCCAGUGGACCCCAUGUUGUCUUUUCACCACAGGUGGGGCAUCUUCAUGCUGGUUGUUCUAAGGAAGUGACUGUCACCUUUAAGUCCAGUCAACCAGUUACUCUGUCGAGCCAGCUGAUGAAAUGUAAAGUUUGUGAGGUGGAGUUCCAGCAGCCAAUAGAGCAGGUUGCUGACUGGGAUGAUCGACAGAGAACGGUGCAGUGGCAGAGUCUUUUGAAGCUUGUUGAUGUAGAAGCAUCUCAGCAGCCUUGGACCAACAAAGUGGUAAAGACAGAUCCUGAGCCUAGCUGCUCUGUGGUUGACGGCUCUGAGUGGGAGUUGGAUUUGCUGGUCAAUGCAGUUUGUGACUAUGUGAAGUUCAGCUGCAGCACAAACACCAUCCAGUUUAAAGAUACCAUGCUUUUUCAAACCAGGCUCCACCAACUGCAGAUAGUGAAUGUAGGCCGUGUCAAAGUGGAAUUCUCCUGGCAAGUCUUCAUGGAUCCAAGCAGUAGCAAUGCUCACUGUGAUAAAAGAGAUACAACCUUCACCCCUCGGCCUGGGAGCAGGUCAGCAGGAUCACUGCACGGAGCUCGUCCUUCCAGUGCUCUGGCCAGUGUGAUGAGCCUCCUGAUGGGGAACCCUGAGUUGCCUCCUUUCAGUGUGGAACCUAGCAUUGGAAUCAUAGAUCCUGGUGUCACACAGACCUUCAGCGUUUGGUUUUCACCUAUGGAAGUGGCUCUGUUUGAGGGCCGGCUGAUCUGCAGUAUCCCCAACUUACAGGAUGGGAAUCACGCUCCAUGCAUUUCUAUGUGUGGCCGCAGUUUGUUGCCACAUUGCCACUUUGACUUGGAAGACUCAGACUACAUCAGUUCCAACCGCUGCAACCCUCAGUUCAGAAAUCGUCUGGUGUCUGAAAACACCAGAGUUUUGGAGUUCAAAGCUGUUGGCUUUUCAGUGCCAUCAACAAGAUGUUUUGGUGCGUUGAACCCGACCAGUAAGACCUACUCCUUCAAAUGGAGUUGUGAAGACAAAAAUGCCUGUCUCUUCCACUGUCUCACCCUAUGUGGCACCAUCCAACCAGGAAAGAAAGUGGAAAUGUCGUUUGAAUAUCUACCUGAACAGCAGGACCCAGUAGAGUCACUCUGGAGCUUUGAGAUUGAGACUCUUUCAUUGACUAUUCCGUUCCUGUUUGUGGGCACUGCUAGACAACCAAUGGUUUAUCUCGACAGACCUCACCUCGAUUUUGGAGAACUACUUGUUGGUCGUAAAGCAGAGCAGAAAGUGAAUCUGGUGAAUGGAGAAGAGGAGCCUGUUCACUUCUCAGUCAUGCAGUCAUCUCUUCUCUCUGAAGAGCAUCAGUCAAACCUAAUUUUACAGCCCAUAACUGGCACAGUGGCACCCAAAGACAGGCUGUCAUUAUCAGUAUCCUUCACACCUACCUUGGAAGGAGAUGUGAGUUUUAGACUGAAUCUGAAGGUGAAGAGGAAGUCAGAGCCACUCAUGCUAACCGUUAAGGCUGAUUGUUUUGCAAUGACUGCUGUAGUUCAAGUUGAAGAACCAAGUGGGGGUCUAAGAGAUAUACCCUCUGACUGCCAAGAUACUCUAGACUUUGAAAAGGUUGGGAUUUCAGAGAAGUCCACAAUAAAUUUGCUAGUGUCCAAUCUUGCAAGAUUCAUCCUGGGAGUAAACUUUGAAUUAAUGGGUCCCAGAGAGCUGCUCCAGCAUUUAGAGACAAAGCCUCAAACUGCUACUAUUGAGGUUGGGAAGCAGAUGGAUUUGUCACUCUCCUUCUGUCCUCAGAGCAUUUGUAACCUCCAGGAUGUGAAACUAAAUGUGAAGGUGAAGCUUGGACCAACAUUUACCUUUUCCAUUAAAGGACAGGCUGUAGCACCUAACCUUGAAUUCUCCUUCAACAAGUUCAACUUUGGCAAGUGCUUCCUGUGCUGCCCUGGCAUGGAGCCACCCUCCCAGACACUAAUGAUCACUAAUAAAGGCAAACGAGACAUCAGUAUCCACAGCCAGUUCAACAACACUAAAUAUUUUGAGGUGGACUUCCAACCAGAUGUUUUGUCCCCUGGUUGUGUGAUUAAGGUACCAGUCACCUUUUAUCCUCAUGAAGAAUGUUGUUACCAUGAAAAGCUCACCUUCAUCCUGAACAGCUGCAUCACAAAGCAGGUGGAUAUACUGGGACAAGGCAUUGAGCUGAAGUUGGAAGUGGAGGAUCCACGACAGAAGCAGGUGAAACUGGGAUCUCUGACAUUGGGUCAGAAGGUGAAGAAACACAUCGUUCUAGUCAAUCGGAGCAGUGUAGACCUUUCUUUCACACUGAUACACAGCAGAAAUACACCUCUGGAUCCAAAGGAUCUGUCUAUCAGCCCAGCAGGUCAACUGAAACUGAAAUCUAGUGGCGGUUCAUGUAAGGUGGAGAUCCAGUUCUCACCUCGUCAGCAUACUCCUCCCUUCACCACUGAGCUGCAGGCGGUGUUUGCAGGCUUCUUACACCCCCUGCUGACUAUUCAAGGCUGCUGCCAGGGCGUGGAGGUGCACCUAGACCCGAACCACCUGUCAUUUGGCGCUGUGGUCCAGGGCUGCCAGGCCAAGAAGAGGAUUGUCAUGAUAAACACUAGUGACAUUGGUGCCAGGUUCCACUGGAAAACUGAACAUUUCCCUUCAGACUUGUCCAUCUCACCAACAAAAGGAUAUAUCUGUCCAGGGAUGGAGAGUCCCUUUGAAUUCACUUUUGCCCCUCUGGAGCUCAGUAAUGACAUCAGAUAUGAGAAGCUGUCUUGUUUUGUGGAGGGCUCCUCCUCAGCUGUCAUGCUCACUGUCACAGGCUCUUGCAUCACAGCCUCCACAAGCAAAGAGGUGGUGAAUUUUACUUGCCCAGUGCGCAGCUGUCACAUCCAGACCUUGUCUGUGCUCAACCCCACAAACCAGCAUUGCAGCAUCAGACCUGUCAUUGAGGGUGACCAGUGGAGGACUGCAGUAGUUGUGACCUUUGAACCUCAUCAAAACAAGACAUUCAAUAUCACCUACCAACCACUGACCAUGACAGCUGAUGGAAGGAAACACCAGGGAUCAGUCUUUUUCUCCUUCCCUGAUGGAAGGGGCAUGUUAUAUUCCCUUCAAGGAACUGCUGUUCCUCCCAAAGCAGAGGACAACAUUGUCCAUGAGCUGCCUGCCAAAACUCACCACUCGGAGCUGCUCUCUGUAAACAACUGGUUCUCUAGGCAGCAGCGAUUCCAUGUGCUGAUUGAAAUAUUGAAACCUGAUAAAGCGGAUGCUACGGUGUCCCUCAAGGGUCUCAAGCAUAUUGAUGUUCCUGCUCUAGCCAAGAAGGACUACAAUUUGUCAUUUUUUGCAUACAAAGAAGGACAGUACAACAGCAAGGUGACUUUUCUUAAUGAGGCGACAGGUGAGUACUUGUACUACCUGGUCACCUUCAAAGUCACAUCCCCAGGAGUCUUUUCCAUCAUUGAGCUGGUGACAACUGUUCGACGGACAGCCUCGGCAACUAUACAAGUGGAAAACCCCUUGACUACAGCUACCUGCCUCACCACUGAGUGUAAAUGCCCUGAUAUCAGUGCCCCACCUCAGCACACAGUACCAGGACUGUCCAUGGGUGUUUUGAGCUUUGAGUACCAUCCUUUGCAAGAAGGCAAGUCUACAGCACGGAUGUCUCUGUUCAGCAAUGAUCUGGGCCACUUCAACUAUGACCUGCUUCUCAAAGCUCUGCCCCCACCACCAGAGAAAACCGUCCACCUCAAUGCUUCACUGGGUAGCAGCCAGUCUGUCUUUGUUAAAUUCAUCAAUUACUCCCAUUUCAAAACAGAGUACUUAUGUAAGACUGGUUGUCCUGAUUUCAUUGUGGACAGAAGUGUUAGUGCUUCUCCAGGUUUCCCAUCGGGAUCCGAGGCCAGUGUGGAGGUUUGCUUUGAACCUCAUGAGCUGGGGGAAGUAAGAGGCCAGCUCCGGCUGUCUUCAGGACAUGGUGGGGAAUACAUUUUUCCCUUACACGGGGUCUGCCUACCCCCCAAAGCUCAGGGUCCAUUCAUCAUCAAGGCAGGACGCAACAUGACCAUUCCCUUCAAGAAUGUGUUCCUACAGACCACCACUUUUUCUUUUCAGGUUGACAACCCCUGCUUUACUGUAAAAGGGACGGACAACAUCCCCUCCAAAAAAAACAUUAACAUCCUGGUGUCCUUUGAAGCUCCUUCAGGAGAAUCUCCAGGGCCAUGGUUUGGCAAGCUGGCCAUAUCAAGCCAGCGCUCAUGGGGCAACAACAAACCCUGCACAUGGAUAUAUUACUUGAAGGGUCACCGACCUGAGUCAUCUUAGAUCAGUAUAAACACACCAAAUAGCACAGAUUACAAAGCACGGAUAUUUGUUCAGAUGUACACCUUUGUUUUUUUGUUUUGUUGUUUUCUUUUGUAGGUCAUUUAAUUUUUAUUAAUUUGGUUUUAUAUUUUGAAAGUUCAUUUAUCCUUAUUGUAAUGCCAAUGCCAAAACUAUUGGCAAUGUGUUUCAUUAUUUGUCUAGCAGUUUGUACUAGCUUGUUUGAAAAUAUUUCCUACUUUAAUAAAUUCUGCAGAGAAAACCUU